AUGUUCAAUUGCCUCCUCGCAAACUGCACGUUCCCGGCGCAGUUGAAAGAGGCCAUUAUAUUUGGUAUCCACAAACCAGGCAAGCCCCGUAACAAACCCACUAGUUACCUCAGCCUCCUCAACACGCUCAGCAAGCUGUACGAGAAGGUGGUCAAACCCCGCCUCCAAGACUUUGCUCUAGAAAAGCGGCUCAUUCCCGACGAGCAGUUUGGCUUCAGCCCACUCGUGCGUUCAUGA
Messenger RNA from Pieris macdunnoughi, 237 nucleotides. The record is from the annotation of a GenBank genome assembly. Lineage: Eukaryota; Metazoa; Arthropoda; Insecta; Lepidoptera; Pieridae.